This is a messenger RNA of Lindgomyces ingoldianus, 1358 nucleotides long. Its product is annotated as 26S proteasome-like protein regulatory subunit. NCBI's taxonomy places the organism in Eukaryota, Fungi, Ascomycota, Dothideomycetes, Pleosporales, Lindgomycetaceae. The coding region runs from base 151 to 1158 and encodes 335 amino acids. The transcript has 3 exons. Gene Ontology annotation, cellular component: proteasome regulatory particle, lid subcomplex. Gene Ontology annotation, molecular function: metallopeptidase activity; protein binding; proteasome binding. The record is from RefSeq and is a predicted model, not a curated record. Gene Ontology annotation, biological process: proteasome-mediated ubiquitin-dependent protein catabolic process; protein deubiquitination.
CACCGCCAACCCUCCUUCUCCGCCCCUCGCCUUCUCCGCCCCUCACCCUCUCCGCCCUUCACACUCCACCCCCACAAUAUCCUCCCUGCGCUCCGCUUUGUCUUCCUCUAGUCCUGACCAGCCCGUCUGUCCCACACCCUACUGCCAGCCAUGGACCGGAUAAACAGGAUGCUCGCCGCUGCCCAGAACAUGGGCGGCAUGGGCGGACCGGCGCAGGACACUAACCUGAUCGACAACUCGGAAACCGUUUACAUCUCCUCCCUCGCUCUCCUCAAGAUGCUGCGGCACGGCCGUGCCGGUGUGCCCAUGGAGGUCAUGGGCCUCAUGCUCGGCGAGUUCGUGGACGACUACACAGUCCGCGUCGUGGAUGUCUUCGCCAUGCCCCAGUCUGGAACGGGAGUCUCGGUCGAGGCCGUGGACCCCGUGUUCCAGACGAAGAUGAUGGAUAUGCUAAGACAAACAGGGCGGCAAGAGACGGUCGUAGGCUGGUACCACUCGCAUCCCGGUUUCGGCUGCUGGCUCUCCUCGGUCGACAUCAACACGCAGCAAUCCUUCGAACAGCUCACUCCGCGCGCCGUCGCCGUCGUCGUCGACCCCAUCCAAUCCGUCAAAGGCAAGGUCGUCAUCGACGCCUUCCGCCUCAUAAACCCGCAAACCCUCAUGAUGGGCCACGAGCCCCGCCAAACCACGUCCAACGUCGGCCACCUCAACAAGCCCUCCAUCCAGGCCCUCAUCCACGGCCUGAACAGACAUUACUAUUCCAUCGGCAUCAAUUACAGGAAGACGGGGCUAGAGGAGAAUAUGUUGAUGAAUCUGCACAAGCAUGUUUGGACUGAGGCGCUGCUGAUGGACGACUUCCGGACUGAAGGGGAGAGGAAUACCGAGCGGUUGCAGAAGUUGGUGUCGCUGGCUGAGGGCUAUGAGAAGAGGGUGAAGGAGGAGACGGAGCUGACGAAGGAGCAGCUGAAGACGAGAUAUGUGGGCAAGGUGGAUCCAAAGAAGCACCUCGAAGACGUAGGCCAGCAUCUCAUCGAAGACAACAUCGUUUCAGUGUCCCGCCAAAUGAUCGACAAGGAGGCAUCCGUACCUAAGUCGAAUCCGAGGUCGAAUGGCGUGGCGAACGGAGGCGGAGAUGUGGAUAUGGAUGAUGAGCUAUGAGGAGUCAACUUGGGGUAUGGAAGAACGGCCUCUUGGGCAGUAUUCCCGCGUCAACAUCUCGGUGCCGUAGAGCACGACCACAUCAGCUAGCCGAUGUAGGAACGGUGUUCACCAGGCGCACGGGCGUCCAGUCCUCAAGCAUCAAGGACGGUGACAACGUACCCUAGCUAGCUAGCAAGCAUCAUAUUCAUGAAUAAAAU